Messenger RNA from Bemisia tabaci, 2472 nucleotides. RefSeq names its product Spliceosomal protein on the X (gene Spx). Gene Ontology annotation, biological process: positive regulation of mRNA splicing, via spliceosome. Gene Ontology annotation, molecular function: RNA binding. NCBI's taxonomy places the organism in Eukaryota, Metazoa, Arthropoda, Insecta, Hemiptera, Aleyrodidae. Gene Ontology annotation, cellular component: precatalytic spliceosome; U2 snRNP; nucleolus. The record is from RefSeq and is a predicted model, not a curated record.
CCAACGUUGUUGUAAAAAAAAGCAGUACGAAUUUCUGCGAUCUGCUCAUUCUGCCGACUAAUUUCAUCGUUAUAUCUUAAAGUUAAAAGUAUGAUAGAAAAUCUAUAAGCAUGGCUGCAGGACCGAUCGCCGAGAGGAAUCAAGAUGCCACGAUUUACGUUGGUGGUCUUGAUGACAAAGUUUCGGAAACCCUCAUGUGGGAGUUAUUCGUUCAGUCUGGUCCUGUUGUUAAUGUCCAUAUGCCUAAGGACAGAGUUUCUCAAUCUCAUCAAGGCUAUGGAUUCGUUGAAUUUCUGGGAGAAGAUGAUGCUGAUUAUGCCAUCAAAAUCAUGAACAUGAUUAAAUUGUAUGGCAAACCAAUUCGAGUCAACAAGGCCUCAGCUCAUCAGAAAAAUUUGGAUGUUGGUGCCAAUGUCUUCAUCGGAAAUCUUGACCCAGAGGUUGAUGAGAAGCUUCUAUAUGACACUUUUUCAGCAUUUGGUGUCAUUUUACAAACUCCAAAGAUCAUGAGGGACCCAGACACUGGAAAUUCAAAGGGAUUUGCUUUCAUUAACUACGCCAGUUUUGACGCAUCUGAUGCCGCCAUCGAAUCAAUGAACAGCCAGCAUUUAUGUAAUAGACCUGUCUCUGUUUCCUACGCCUUCAAAAAAGACUCGAAAGGUGAACGGCACGGAUCGGCUGCGGAGCGAUUGCUCGCGGCCCAGAAUCCCUUAUCACAAGCAGACAGACCUCAUCAACUGUUCGCCGAUGCCCCUCCUCCUGCCCCACUCCCACAGACAUCUGUACCACCACCUCCACCAAACAUCAUGGGUGUGCCUCCUCCUCCUCCGAUCGGAUUCAAUCCCCCGCCUCCUCCUCCAGUCCCCCCGCCACCAGCGGGCAUGGGUCCUCCUGUCGGAAUACCACCACCGCCUCUGCCUCCUCCAAACAUGCAACAUCCACCAGGGAUGCCUCCUCCUCCUGGCGGUAUGAUGCCUCCUGGCGGUCAACCUCCGUUACCUCCCAUGCCUCCUACUUCUCAAGGAAACAUGAUGGGCCCCCCUCCGAUGAAUGUGCCCCCAGGGCCGCCUGGCCCUCCAGGUCCACCUAUGAUGGGUGGGCCGCCUCCACCUCCGAGAAUGGUUCCCCCUCCUCCAUGGCAGCAAGGCCCCCACGGACCGCCUGGUGGUUAUCCACCAAACAAUAUGGGACCUGGAGGUCCCAGACCACCAUUCCCUCCUGGACAUCCUGGCAACUUUGGACCGCCACCACCUGGAAUGCCAGGACCACCAAGACCUCCACCAGGCUGGAGACCACCCCCUCCCGGUAUGGGUGGUCCUUUCGGAGGACCGUAUGGUCCACCUCACGGGCCUCCAGGGAUGAGAGGUCCGCCCCCACCACCACCCGGGUACAAUGAUUAAAGAACUUCAUUUGAAUUGAAUUUCAAUCACCGGUGAGAGGAUCACGCCUCCUUUUGCCAUCACCCGGGUAUAAUGAAUUGAACUGUGAUUGAACUGAAAUUUCCUGACAUGCUUAGAAAAGCAAGUCAUAUUUUACUUGUCAAUCUGUGUUUGUUAAAACUGAUGUAAUUUUUAAUGACAAAUAAGUGAGAGAGGCUUAAGAUUUCAUCUUCAUUUUUUCUUGUAAUGCGCUUCUCUUUUUUUUUAAUGACAAAUAAGUGAGAGAGGCUUAAGAUUUGAUCUUCAUCAAUUUUUCUUGUAAUGUAGUUAAACUUCAACCAAAUGCCUUGAAUCACUUAAAUGACAAAUAAGCCAAGCAUUUUCUUUUUUCUACAAUGUUCCAUGUGAAUUUAUGAGCUGCGAUUCAAGAAACAGUCACUUAGUAGUGCAGAAAGCCCCCUCUCCUCCCUCAAUAUUUUUCAGUUUUACCGCAGCUGCCAAAUUUUUAGGAAGUUUUGAAAUUUUAAUUGGAAGUGCUUGGUUGUUAUUCAUUUUUCAAUGCUCUUUCAGCUCAUUUGCACGUAUUUUUUCAAAAAUCUAUGGAGGUUCUCUGUAAGAGAAGGAUUUAUCAUCAUGAAAAAAUAUUUUCUGGAAAACAAAAUGAGGGUUUCAGAAUUAUUUGUGGCAAAAUAAAAUUUGCACAAAUAACCUGUCUUCUCUGUUGCACCUCUAAUUUUAUUUGAUUUUAAAUGAAGCAGCUGCAUCAUAAUAAAAAUACAUUCAUGGGGAAAUGUUUGUUAACUUUAUCAACUCGAUAAUCGUGUUCUGCUUUUCAUUUAAAUCUAAUUUUAAUUUAUCCUACAACCUACAUAUCCCUUAAACAACCAAAAAUCUUUGAUAUGCAAAUUACUUUCUCGCGAAUACUGUUUACCAAGCUGCAAAAGAUUCAACCUUAUUGAAUGUAAGCCUCCCUGCCUAUGGAUUGGCUUGUUAAUAAUUUUGAAGUGAAUCACUACCAUUUUUAAUUUUAAGUGUCUAAUAAUGUUCUACCCGAAGAAUGCUCAGUUCUUCAAAAAGUCCUUUUCUAUAAAAA